CAUCAGCACCAUCGUCAUCAUCAUCAUCAUCAGCCGGGAGGAGGAUGAGGAGGAGAGGGAGGGGCCGCACGCCCAGCCCGGGCCCUGCCGGGUCCCCCGCGCGCAGUCCGUCCCCGGGGACUCGGCCCCAGCGAGGGUCCUCGCGCACCGGUGGCGGGGGGCCUGGCGGAGGUUCAGUGACCCCCGUGGCACCGGCGGCAGCCGCGGGGCAACCUCAAAGCGCGAGCGACAACAGCGAUGAGGAGGAGGGAGAGGAGCUGUCGGCGUCGGCACGUGGUGACGGCGCCCCCGUGGAGGGCGUGCGCUACAUCACCGAGGCGCUGUUGCGCCGCGUGAGCCGGCAGGAGGACCUGGCGCUCGUGCGCUCCCUCAACCUGGCGCUGGCCCGCGACAGCGGCAAGAAGUUCCGCUACAUAGAGAACCUGGAGCGGUGUGAGCGACUGGAGGUACUCACGUUGAGUCACAACGUCAUCGAGAAGAUGGAGCACAUGGAGCGACUGGGGUCGCUACGUGAGCUCCACCUGUCCCACAACCUCAUCACGAAGAUCGAGGGCCUGGAGCACAUGGCGCAGUUGCAGACGCUGGCGCUCGCCUCCAACCACGUGGAAGCCAUCCCCGCGUGGCUGCCGCGCCGCCUGCGCUGCCUUCGCUCGCUGGACCUGCGAGACAACAACAUCACCUCGCUGCAGGACGUGAGCCGGCUGAAGGCACUGCAGGGGUUGGUGUCGCUGGCGCUGGCGGGGAAUCCCGUGGCGGCGCUGCCGCACUACCGCGCGCACACGGUGUUCCACCUCCGCUCGCUCCAGCGGCUCGACGCGCAGCCCGUGAGCGACGCGGAGCGCCGCCUCGCCCACCAGCGCUUCCACCUGGAGGAGGUGGAGCGGCUGGAGGCGGCGCUGGCCGAGCGGCAGGCCCAGCUGGAGUCGGCGUCGCGUCAUCAGGAGGAGUCGUCCGCGGCGCUGCUGCAGCGUGAGCAGCAGCUGCUCGCGAUGCAGCAGGAGAAGAGCGAGCGCGACGGCUCCGUGCAGGAGCUGCAGCGCGAGCUGCACACCAAGAACCAGCUGCUGAAGCAGAAGAUGUUGGAGCUGACGCGUGCGUGCCAGAAGCAGUACGAGCUGGAGCAGGAGCUGGCCUUCUACAAGAUAGAUGCCAAGUUCGACUCCCUGGGACACGCGCCGCCCCACGCCGGCGGGGACGACGACGACGACGACGACGACGAGCCGCGGCAGCUGGCGCCCGGCGAGAGCCCGUACAUAGGCAAGGCGCGCUACAAGCGGAACGAGUUCGCGGGCGAGAGCCGCGUGCGGCUGUCCCCUGCGCGCCACGCGGCACUCGGCUCCGUGCAGAGCGACGGCGCCGCCGUGUCCCCGGCGCCGGGCGCCGGCGCCGGGGACAUCGCGGACGCCGUCGAUGAGCAGCUCGCGCUCAAGCAGCUCGCGCUGGCCGAAGCUGAGCGCCGUCUGGCCGAGCUGCUGCAGGAGGUGGAGGCUGCGGAGCGGAGGAACUUGGCUGCUGCGCAGGAGCUGCAGCGCCUGGAGGACGCGGCCGCCCAGGGCAAGAUGCUGGAACAGCGCCGCGAGGCCCUGCGCCGUGCGCUCGCGCGCAAGCUGGAGCUGCUGGGGCGACUGCGCGUGGAGGCCGAGGAGCUGGAGCGACGCCUGGAGGCGCAGCGCACGGAGCUGGGGCGGCGGGGAGCGCAGGCGGCGCAGCUGCGGAGGGAGGUCGCGGAGGAGCGCGGGGAGGACGGGCGUGGGCACGCGCGGGAGCUGAGCGCCGCCGCUGAGCUAGCGCUGGAGGAGAUGGCGCGACAGCAGCGCGAGCUGGAGGAGCGCCUCGAUCAGAUGCUGACGCGCAUCGCAAAGGAGACGGAGGACAUCCGGGACCUGGAGCAGCAGCUCACGGAGGGCCAGAUUGCCGCGAACGACGCGCUAAAGCGUGACCUGGAGGGCAUCAUCGCGGGGCUGCAGCAGUACCUGUCGGGCGUGCAGGACCGGGCGCGCCAGGCCGGCGAGGCAUGCGGGCGGCUGCAGCAGGAGAACGAGGAGCUGCAGCGCCGUCUGGCUCGGCUGCACCAGGACAAGCAGGAGCUGGAGGUGGUGGCCGAAGAUGCGGACGCCAUGCGUAAGGAGGUGCUGGAGCUGGAGCGGCUGCUGCAGGAGCAGCAGGACGCCAACGCGUCGCUGCAGGGGGAGCAGGGCGAGCGCGAUGCCCAGCUGCAGGCCCAGCUCGACGAGAUGGAGGCCGAGCAGCAGCAGCUCCAGGACCAGCUGCGGGCCCAGCACCAGCGCAGCAAGGGGGAGCAGGCGGCGCUGCUCGCGGAGCUGCAGCGGGAGAAGGAGGCGCUGGAGGCCGCCAUCGAGCAGGCGGGUCAGGCGCGGGCCCACGAGCAGGAGAACCAGCGGCUGCUGCAGCAGCUGCGUGCGCAGCAGGCGAGCUCGGCGAUGCUGAGCAGGCGCCUCCAGGACGCGGAGGCGCAGGCGGAGAGGAUGGCGCGGGAGACGGUGCGGCGCGAAGAGGUGGCGGCGCACCUCACGCAGCUCCGCGAGGAGGUCGAGGGGCCGCGCGGCCCCCACGGCGAGGAGGAGGGGCACGACGAGGAACGGGGCGAGGAGGAGGAGAGGCGGAGGAACGGGCAGCACGAGGAGGAAGACGAUGAGGAGGAGGAGGAGGAGGAGGGGACGAGCAUCCCGGGCCCCGAGGGCCGGGGGGCCGACGCGCUAGGCCGCAGCCUGUUGGAUCUGCGCCGCGGCGUGGGGCGCGCGUUGAGACGGGCGGAGCGCGAGCGCGACGACGCUGGGCGGGCGGCGCGGCGCGCCCAGCGGGAGUCGCAGCAGAUGAGGGAGCAGCUGGCGGCCGCUCGCGAGGAAGCGGACAACGCCGGCGUCCAGGCAGAGCAAGCGCAGGCGGAGUGGGAGCAGCAGCUGGCGUCGGCGCGGCACCGCCUCGCCCAGGCACUGCAGGAGCGCGAGCAGCUGGCAGCCGAGCUGGAGCAGCGCGACGUGCAGGGUGAACAAGAGGAGGAGGAGUCACGAGCGCGACUGCGGGAGCUGGAGACGGAGCUGGCGCGGCUGCAGGCGGACGUGGCUCAGGCGGACCGCGAGGCGGAGCGCCGGCUCGGGGACGCCCAGGGGCAGGUGUCCACCCUGCGCGGUGCCCUGCAAAGGCUGCAGCGAGAGCGCGACCAGGGGAGCGAGGCGGCUGAGCGGUUGCGGGCGCAGGCGGUGCAGGCGGAGCGGGAGCUGCAGAAGGCGGAGGCGGAGAUUGCGCUGCUGCAGGGGCUGCUCGCUGAGCGCCAGCGCCAGCUGGAGGAGGUGCUGCUCCGGGGAGGGGGGGAGGGCGACUCUCCCCGGGGGGAGGUGGAGCGACUCCGCCACUCGCUCGACGCACAGAAAGCCGAGGCUGCGCGACUCCGCGGCCUGCUGCAGCGCGCACGCACCGAGCGAGCCGGGGAGCUGGAGGCGCUGCUGGCAGAGAUCGCGUCGCUCAGAGCGGCGCUGGCUCAGCAGGCCGAGCGCAUCGCCGGGGCCCGGCACGCACGGCGGGGCCCACGCAAGCCGGCGAGCGAGCGGUCCCACUCGAGCCAGACCCGCGACUCGGGCCUCGGCUCGCACCGCCUGCUGAUGGGGACGCCGGGCAGCCCGCCGGGCCUCGCCGCGUGGACGCCGCGUCGUCGCCGCCGCCACCGACACGGCUCCGCCGCCGGCGCCACGGCCGCCAGCUCCAGCGACACGGAGGCCGAGGCUCGAGCGAGAGGGCUCCACGGGGAGGAGGAGCAUCAGGAGGGGGUGGCGCUGCAGGGAGGUGCCUUCGCCAAUGGGCUGCCGUACGCCGCGCUGCUCCCCGGAGCCAUCUACGUCCCGACCGCGACGGCUGCACCGCAGCAACUCCCCACGCAGCCCGCCACGGGCGCCACCGCGGUGCCCACCGCCUACGCCGCCAUCCAGCCCAUGCCGCUGCUCGCCGCGCCCGCCGGAGUGCUGCACUGCAAUGUGCCGGAGCACCACGACAUGGAGGACCGCCUGUCUCGCCUGCGCCGGGAGCUGGCGUCGCUGCGAGCCCAGCGCCGGCACGAGCGGAGGGAGCUGCGGCGCGCGGAGGAGGAAGCAGCGGACGCCCGCACGCGGCCACGCCGCGGCGGCGCACGUGGCAGCGUGGAGUCGCUGCUGCUGGAGCUGCAGGGUGAGCGUGCGCUGCUCCGGCAGCAGCAGCAGCAGCAGGAGGAGGCGGAGGAGGAGGAGGCGGCGGGGGAGACGGCGUGCCUCGAAGAGACGCUCGCCCGGCGCCGGCAGGAGCUGCGGCACGCCAACCGCCUCUUAGUGCAGGCCCACGCCGAGCUGGAGGACACGGAGAGACAGUCGCAGGACGCAUCUCGCUGGUGCGCGGAGGCACAGCAGCGGCUGGAGGAGACGCGUGCCGACUUGGCGGAGACAGAGCGGCGUGUGGCCGACAGCGCCGGCAGGCUCCUGCACUCCGACAAGCAGCUGCGGGCGGUGCAGGUGCAGCUGGUGGACGCUGGGCGGCGCCGCGGUGAGCACGAGCGUGUGCUGGCGCAGGUGAGCGCCGUGGUGCAGGACAGGGAUGAGAGAUUCACGGCGCUGACUCAGCAGAUCGCAGGCUCCGAGCACCGGCUGGAGGAGCUGCGCGUGGAGACGGUGCGGGCUGAGCAGGAGCGAGCCGAGGGGCAGGCGGCGCUCGGCGAGCUGCAGGCGGCGCUGCACACACACCGCACGGCGCUGCACGGCCUACAUCAGGAGCUGGAGGCGGCACGGGGCCUGCAGGCGGAGCUGGCACGCGAGCUGGGGCGGCGGCGCGCGGAGCAGCGGCUGGAGCAGCAGCGCGUGGAGGAGAAGCGCAGGGAGCUGGCGCUGGCGCUGACCGAGGGCGAGAGGGAGGCCGCGGAGAGACGCUCGCUGAUUCGCGAGAGCCGUGAGGAGCUGGAGUCGCUGUCUGCGCGCCAGCUCGAGCUGCAGCACCAGGUGGCCGAGCUGGAGCGGCAGGCGGCGCGCCUGCAGCUGCACGGCGAGCAGCAGCGAGAGCAGCUGCACGAGACGCAGGCGGCGCUCACCGCUCGCUCCGCCGAGCUGCACACCGUGACGGAGUCUCUGCGUGUGGAGGAGGAGGCUCUGAACCAGCUCCGCCUGCAGCAGCGCCAGAGGCAGGAGGAGCUCCAGGCUCUGCAGGCCAACUCACUGGAGGCACGCGUGGACCUGGAGAGCGUGCUGGCGGCGAGCAGGCGCGAGCGCUCCGAGCUGGAGCGCCUGCAGCAGCUGGCGCGGCGCGAGCGCGAGGCCGGGGAGCGCCGGCGCCGCGACGGCGAGCGGGAGGCGGCGGAGGAGGCGGCGAGGGCCCAGGGGGAGGCGCACGACGCGCAGGCCGCACUGGCGGACACGCAGGCGGCGCUGGCCGAGGUGGAGUCGGAGCUGCGCUCCGCUCGUUGCACGCUGAACUCGCUCACCGCGGACCGCGACGAGCUGCAGGGGCAGCUGGAUCGCGCCGCUGCCCUCAAGCAGACGGUUUCCACGGAGACGGAGGCGGCAAUGCAGCAGCUCCACGCGACCCGGGCGGAGCUGCUAGCGCUGCAGGAGCAGCUGCAAGAGAAGCAGGGCAAGCUGCAGCAGCUGCAGCAGGACGCUACGAGCGCGGCGCGACACCGCGACGCGCUGCAGGAGGAGGGGAGCCGCGCGGAGCAGCGCUGCCGGGCGGCGCUCGAGCGGCAGGAUGAGGCGGAGCGCGGCGUGGCGCUGCUGCGCGAGCGCCAGCACGAGGGCGAGCAGGAGCUGGCACUGCUGCAGGAGCGGAGCGGCGAGGUUGGCGCUGAGCGGGAGAGGCUCGCGGCGGAGGUGGCGCGUCUCCGGGAGGAGGCGGAGCGGCGGAGCGAGGAGGCUGAGCGCGCGGGGCGCACCGAGCGACGCUGCGGGGAGCUGGAGAGAGAGGCCCAGGCGCUGCGCUCGGAGCUGAGCGACAGAGAGCGGCGGGCGGCGCCGGGCGACGAGGAGGAGGAGGAGGGGGGGCGCUUGCUGCGCGAGGAGGUGGCGCAGCUGCGUGGCGAGUUGGAGGAGGAGCGGAGGGCGGCGCUCGCCAGGCUCGCCACCCAGCGCCAGCAGAGCCGGGAGCAGCUGUCCGCGCUGCGCGAUGAUGCUCGGGUGCAGGCCGCCCGCCUGCAGGAGGCGCUCGAUGCCGAGCGGGCCGAGUGUGGCCGCGUGCGUGCCGAGUCCCGCCGGCUGGGGCAGGCCGCUCGCGAACACCACGCCACGGCCUCGCGGCUCCUCGCCGAGCUCGCGCGCCUGCAGAGCGACUUCCAGCUGCUGCACACGCAGCUGCGGAGCCAAGAGGAGUUGGCGUCGCGCGAGCGGGAGACGCGCGAGGCGCUGCGGGCCGUGCGGAGCGACGUGCGCGAGGAGAUCGGCGCGGGCCUCCGGGAGCUCGACCGCUCGCGCCUCGGCCUGCUCGACGAUCUGGAGGCCGUGUACGAGGAGAAGGAGCGCGUCCGGCGCGAGAUAGACGGCCUCAAGGAGAACCUUCCGCCCGACGGCGACCGCCUCUCCGCCCUGUCCGCGCCCGGCGCCGCCGACCGUGCCGCCGCCGCCGGCCCCCCUCGCUCACCGGGACUCUCGCGCAGCCUCCUCCUCCUCACCAAGGGAGAGCUGUGGAGCGGAGACGCGGCCUGUGAGAAGCUGCGGCAGCAGGACGACUGGCUCAAGGUGCGACGCCAACCCCCCCCCCCCCCCCUAUGUAUCGUUAGCCGGGUAUCGGCAGUGGCCACGCUGCCGCACGUGGCGUGGCCCGUGACCCAGCGCUGA
This is a messenger RNA of Petromyzon marinus (sea lamprey), 6800 nucleotides long. NCBI's taxonomy places the organism in Eukaryota, Metazoa, Chordata, Hyperoartia, Petromyzontiformes, Petromyzontidae. The record is from RefSeq and is a predicted model, not a curated record.